This is a messenger RNA of Ceratina calcarata, 441 nucleotides long. RefSeq names its product cuticle protein 7-like. The record is from RefSeq and is a predicted model, not a curated record. The transcript is spliced from 4 exons. Bases 1 to 411 code for a protein of 136 amino acids. Gene Ontology annotation, cellular component: extracellular matrix. NCBI's taxonomy places the organism in Eukaryota, Metazoa, Arthropoda, Insecta, Hymenoptera, Apidae.
AUGGCGUUGAUUCAGAAUUUCACCGUUUUCGCUCUGGUCGCGAUCGCUUUCACAGCUGCCCGCCCGAAGCCCAGCCACGAAGGUCACGGACACGCGCACUCGUUCCAUCAUUUCCACGGACCGGUGGAGGGCCAUCAUCAAGAGAUCACAUGGAAGGACAAGCACGGUCACCACCACCACGACUACGUGGCCCACCCUAAGUACAAAUUCGCCUACGGCGUGGACGACAAGCACACGAAGGACUACCACGGGCAGAAAGAACAUCGUGACGGGAAAGAAGUCGAAGGGGAGUACCAUCUCCACGAGCCCGGUGGCAACUUCAGAAGCGUGAAGUAUCAUUCGCAUCCCCACGGCGGGUUCUUCGCCGAAGUUCAUAAUUACGGUGGGAACGAUCACUCGAAGCAUAGAUAAUAAGCCGAACAUCGUUACCGCUCCUCUCGC